Messenger RNA from Salvia splendens (bonfire salvia), 1210 nucleotides. RefSeq lists its product as uncharacterized. The transcript has 5 exons. Gene Ontology annotation, cellular component: chloroplast envelope. Gene Ontology annotation, molecular function: catalytic activity. The coding region runs from base 56 to 1210 and encodes 384 amino acids. The record is from RefSeq and is a predicted model, not a curated record. NCBI's taxonomy places the organism in Eukaryota, Viridiplantae, Streptophyta, Magnoliopsida, Lamiales, Lamiaceae.
UCUUCUCUCAAUACACAUACAUAUUUAAUUGUACAUAUUUUUCAGAGAGAAACCAAUGCAAAGAGUUGCUACAAUAGCUCAGGAUGAGACAGAGGAUCCAACCACUUUAGCUGAUUCCGAUAGUUGUUUCUCUACAUUUAAUAGAGUGCAAAUACACCACAAGAUUAUUAGUAAUCCUUUGAAUCAGGGGAUAAAAAGGGUCACUCACCCUAUGAUCCUGCUGCACGGCUUUGGCGCCUCAGUGUACUCGUGGAGCCGAGUCAUGAAGCCAUUAGCCAACGCCACUGCCUCUCAAGUUGUUGCAUUUGACAGACCGGCCUUCGGGUUGACCUCAAGGGGGCAGACCUCGUCCGGGAGCCAACCCUUGAGUCCAUACUCGAUGAUGUUCUCUGCGUUGGCCACAAUGCACUUCAUCGACUUCUUGACCGCUGCUGACAAGGCCAUCCUCGUUGGGCAUUCUGCUGGUGCACUUGUGGCACUAGACGCGUAUUUUGAGGCGCCCGAGCGUGUGGCUGCUCUAGUCCUUGUCGCUCCCGCAAUUCUUGCACCAUUCUCUAUGAAGAGUGCUGUCAAAGAAAAUCAAAAGGGAAACAAUUUUGUUUUCAUGUUUGGAAGUUUGUUAAUGGGGCUUAUAAAAGGGAUAGGACGCAUGAUAUACUUUCUCUAUCAGAAAACUCUUUCAGCAAUUUUGCUCAAAAAUAUGGUAUAUAGUUAUCAACUGAUCAUAUCCCUAUUUUGGCCUCUACGUAAUGUUUCAGAUAAGGACGUAAUGUUUCAUAUAAGGAUAAUAAUUGAUAAAUUUGGAACACGAGCCGUUCGCGCUGCAUGGUAUGAUUCGAAACAAGUUAGUGACGACGUCUUACUAGGCUACACAAAGGUGAGUACUACUUACUUGCCCAAUGAGGGUGAAGGAAUGGACAGGGCGCUUGCAGAAUUCGCAGUUGCGAUACUGACAGACUCUGCAUCCGUAUCAAAGGAUAAGAGGCUGAGCGAAAUCUCGUGUCCAGUUCUGAUCAUAACGGGAGACACGGAUAGGCUUGUCCCCUCUUGGAACUCUGAGAGGCUCGCGCGAGCUAUACCAGGAUCUUCCUUCCGAGUAAUUGACAAGUGUGGCCACGUGCCGCAUGAAGAAAAGGCUCACGAAUUUUUAUCCAUAGUGGACGAAUUCCUGCAAAGAGUGUUCGAGGCUCCUCCCCAGGAAGCAACUUAG